Anthostomella pinea is the source of this 858-nucleotide messenger RNA. The record is from the annotation of a GenBank genome assembly. NCBI's taxonomy places the organism in Eukaryota, Fungi, Ascomycota, Sordariomycetes, Xylariales, Xylariaceae.
AUGCGCGCCUACGCCCUCCUUGUCCUGGCGCCAGUGGCAGCACUGGCCGCGACGCCGCGCUCCCGCUCCGUUACCGCCAAGAACUUCGGCCAGAGCAAGCUGAUCAACGCGCUGUCGACGUGCUUCUCGGGCUACGAAGUCUGCGAGAGCAGCUGCAUGCCCGAGGGCGACGUUUGCUGCAACGACAACACGGACGAGUACUGCAUGGCUGGGUACGCCUGCGUGCCCGGCGCCUGCUGCCAGGAGGGCGAGACGUGCGACAACACGUACACCGGCGACGAUGACGGCGAUGAUGAUGACGAUGACGACUCGGACUAUGGGAAUGACGACUCCGGCUACGGGAGCUACUACGGCAGCUGCGGCGACGACGAGUUCGAGUGCGGCGACCUGUGCAUGCCGCUCGACGGCACGUGCUGCUCCGACGAGCUGCACUACUGUCCCAACUACGGCACUUGCACCUCCGACGGCUACUGCUGCGAUCUGGGCGAUGACUGCGGCUACGGCAGCUCUUACACGUCGUUUUCGUGGGACGAUGCGUCGUCCUCUACCGCCACGUCUGACAGCUUCCCCUGGGACGAUGCCUCGUCCUCUACCGCCACAUCCGACAGCUUCAUGACCGAGAGCUCGAGUGCCACUGCCACCGCCACUACCACAGACGACAGCGUCUUCCCCACCCACGACGCCAGCGAGUCUUCGUCGACGGACGAGACCACGUCCUCGGCUACGAAGGCGGCGACCGCGGUCACUACCACUGUCGCGCCCACAGCCACACCCACGCAGAACCUGGCGAUGGGUCAUUACGUCGGCGACAGCCGGUUCGCCGCCGGUGUUGCCGUCGCUGCAGUUUUGUUGAUCUAA